This is a messenger RNA of Colletotrichum siamense, 3165 nucleotides long. RefSeq lists its product as uncharacterized. Bases 1 to 3165 code for a protein of 1054 amino acids. Gene Ontology annotation, biological process: positive regulation of transcription by RNA polymerase II. NCBI's taxonomy places the organism in Eukaryota, Fungi, Ascomycota, Sordariomycetes, Glomerellales, Glomerellaceae. Gene Ontology annotation, cellular component: nucleus. The record is from RefSeq and is a predicted model, not a curated record. The transcript has 3 exons. Gene Ontology annotation, molecular function: DNA-binding transcription factor activity, RNA polymerase II-specific; transcription cis-regulatory region binding; zinc ion binding.
AUGGCCGAGGCCCUUCUAGGCCUGGCGCCCUCGUCUUACGGCGACGCGCUGAGCGACAAGUUCUCGAUCGCGAAACCCGAAGACCUCCCCGCACAGCUUCAACAAGACCUCGAGACGAAGAGAACACCCACGCGAUGCGAGCACGUCUCCGUGACAUUGGACGUCCCCUCGACUGUCGAGUUCGCGAUCCGCGAGAGCGAUGGCGACGCCCAGGAAAACAUCGACCCGGCCCUGAGCGGCUUCCGCUCCCAGACUGUCGAAGGUCAGCAGGUCAAGGUUGUGCGCGCGUACGAUGCCAUUAUCCAGCAGCCGCACGACAAUCCAGCGACGCAGCGAGCAGUGGCCAAGCAUAUCGUCGCCUUGCUGUCGACGGUGGACCAGAGUAACUGGGUGGUCAGAGAGGUCUCGCGAGGUCCAUAUGGGUGGACAUUCACGUACAUGUGCAAGGAUUCGAUGGCCAUGUGGAAUCGCCAAAACGGAAAGACCGCAUCCAAGUCGCUCAUAGGAGAGUACAGCCAACAGGAACUCGAUCCUGUUAUCUCAGGCCGCCCAGCUUUCGACUGCCGAGGCACACUGACCAUCGCGUUUUCGAAGAACUCGCGAACGAUCAACGUCAAGUACGAGCAUUCGCCGCUGCACAAGACCGUUGGGGAGAUGAUUGAACAUUUCCGACCACUACCCCCGGCACCGCCUCCUGUACCUUUGAUCCCCGCAGGAGACAAGAAGAAGACCCCCAGAAAACGGAAGGUCGAGUACAACGAAGAUGGAACACCCAAGGAGCCAAAGAGAAAGCGGAAGUCGGCAGCCGUCAACGAGGAUGGAACUCCUGCGCAGCCCAAGAAGAAGAGGAAGAAGAAGUCAGACGCAAACGCCGCCGAGGCGUCAGCGGACGGCGCGGGUGCAGCGGAUUCCACGGUUAUGACCAAGGCAGACGCUGCAGUGCAAAGCAACCUCCACUCCCAGGCAAAUCUCAACGUGCCACCGGCUGAAGCGGCUAGGCGCCGUGAGGUGGCCAUCAGAAUGUUGAGUGACAACGGAGUGGACCCAGAGACUCUGUCCACGGAGCAAUUUAGCAUCUUCGCCAACCAGUCUCCAGACCUCCAGAAGGAAUCUCUUUCUAUGCUCGUCAAGUACGGCGCAGAGAGGCUGCGGAUUGUGCACCCGAAUGACGCCGCUGCGUCUUCGUCAACGAGCGCAUCAUCAACCCCGCCGCAGCCAGCAGUUCUCGAGGAACCCGCAGCCUCUUCAGAGUCCGAAACCCCGACCAAGGCGAAGAAGAAGGCGUCACGGAAAUCGAAGACAACCACGGAAUUGGAAGAGGAGUUGGUCCCAGCCCCUGAAGGCACCCCAAUGAAGAUGAUCUCCAGAGGCUCUUGCAUUGGAUGCAGAAUCGGCAAGCUUAAGUGUGAUCGAACAAAGCCUACUUGCGAUGUGUGCGAAGAGGAAGGGCGUGACUGCCAGUAUCCGCUGGUCAAGAGUGCUGCCACGAAGAAGAAAACUACACUCACGGCCGUUCAAGUUGUUAGUGACGACGAGGACGACGCGGAGGCUGACGCAGAGCCCGAGCCAGAGCCUGUUCCAGAACCACAAGAAGAGCCAGAGCCUGAUGACAUCGAGACUAUCGACUACACAUCAAACAUGCCCGUCGCUAAUAUGUUGACUCCCGCAGCCGACACGUCAACCCAGGACUACUUCAAUUCGGGACCGAGCGAUCUCACGUAUGGCCAAGGCUCUUCAAACGACAUGGGCCUGUCUCAUGCCGUCAACACUUAUCCGGAGCCAUCAGCCGCGGUCUCUUUUACGGAUCAGCACGCAGUCAGUUCGUCUUAUACGCAACCUGCGCUGACACAAACUGCGAACUACACUCAGCCGACUAUGGACACCACAUCAUAUACCCAGCCAGCCGUCGCUGAGACCGUGAGUUACACGCAACCCGCGGCUAAGAGCCCAAAGGCUUCACGUACUUCUACAGCCACAAGGCGGAGUCUGCCGUCCGGAGCUAGAACUUCUACGACGGAGAGUGCUGUCCCGCUUCCCAGCUACGCUCAGAACUGGGCGACAUCGCCGCCAAAGGCGCCAGCAAAUACUGUGUCUCCAACGAUGACUACCAAGCAACAGCCCCGCUCAAGCUCAAGGAGGUCUACACAGACCCCAGUUCAAGCCGCUGCUCAGCAGUCCAGCUUCAAUACUACACAGCAGACGGCGGCUCAUGCUGCUAUUCAGCAGCAGCAACAACAGCACCGCCCAUCUCCAACUCCGCAAGUCGCGCAGUCUGUCACACCUGCUCAAGUGUCUCCUUUCCAGGCACCUGUCCAGACAGCUCGAGCUAAGAGCCGAGCGGGACAUAGAGCGUCAACGCGGACUCCCGUUAACACCGACCCGCGACCAACUCCGUCUCAUCACACGGUGCAGCAGUCCACCACUGUCGACACUCAGCCUAUGGGCAACGUGUCUGGCUACAGCAAUUACAACACCAAAUACUCGGCUACGAGCAAUAACAAUGCAGCCUCUGACACGAGGCUCGCAUACGAGCCUUACACGGCACAAACAACGUCCGCGACCACAUCCACCUACCCUUCGUACGACAACACGUACGAUCGAAGCAGCACAGCCCAAAACACGAAUAUUGCGUAUACGCCCACCAACAAUUCUCGUUCUAGCCAGUACCAGACCCGCAGCUCCCAGUCUUACAACAACACAACUCCGGCUGCCUCCUCUUAUUCGCAGACACCAACCACGACCCAGCAACAAACCGCGUCCUUGCAGUCGUUUAACAUGCGUGCUUCAGCAACUGGUACUCACACUCGGUCGGCGUCAACUAAGUACCAACAGCAGCAGCAGCAGCAAUCACAACAGCAACAGCCGCAGCAGACGCAAUCCUACGGCUCUUACUCGUCGCAGACGCAACAACAGUCGGCUCAGCCGGACCAGCACAGUUGGUACGGCUUUGGCUCAAGCACGACGUCAUCCACGCCGGCCAAUGCAGCAGGAGGAUACGGCACUAGAAGCAGCACGUCCAACAGCUACGGAAGCGGGACUGCUAAUGCCAGUCAGGCAUACCAGCAGCAGCAGCAUUACGGAGGGCUCAACAUGUCGGGCCACAAUUACACGGGAACCGACAACGAGAUGUACGAGUUGCUUAAGCUGCACAACUCUGGUCGUUAG